This is a messenger RNA of Electrophorus electricus (electric eel), 3242 nucleotides long. It is a transcript of the gene rragca, whose product is annotated as Ras-related GTP binding Ca. Gene Ontology annotation, biological process: negative regulation of autophagy; cellular response to starvation; positive regulation of TORC1 signaling. Gene Ontology annotation, molecular function: GTP binding; GTPase activity. The record is from RefSeq and is a predicted model, not a curated record. Gene Ontology annotation, cellular component: Gtr1-Gtr2 GTPase complex; nucleus; lysosome. Lineage: Eukaryota; Metazoa; Chordata; Actinopteri; Gymnotiformes; Gymnotidae.
AGACACUAGUGACGGAAAAGGGAGUAUUGCUGUCCGACUUUACUCACCACUAUUAAUAGACGUUUUAUGCUUAUUCAUGCUCAAAUAGAUGUGCACUGGAUGUAUAAUAACUGUUCGUUAAAUCAAGUCAGUAUAAAGUAGAGGGGUGGGAGGACUUGCUGAAGCAAGCGUUAUCAGGUCAAGAUGUCGAUUCAGUACGAGGAACCGAUGGUAGACAGCUAUGGGGUGGCGGACUCGUUCCCCAAAGAUUUUGGAUAUGGAGAAGAGGAGGCCGACAUGGAGGACACUCAAGCACCCUCUGACAGCAAGCCAAGAAUAUUGCUGAUGGGCCUGAGAAGGAGCGGCAAGUCAUCCAUUCAGAAGGUGGUGUUUCAUAAGAUGUCCCCCAAUGAGACCCUAUUUCUGGAGAGCACAAAUAAAAUCUACAAAGAUGACAUCUCCAGCAGCUCCUUCGUGAACUUCCAGAUCUGGGAUUUUCCUGGUCAAGUGGACUUCUUUGACCCAACCUUUGAUUAUGAGAUGAUCUUCAGGGGAACUGGAGCUUUGAUAUUUGUUAUUGAUGCACAGGAUGACUAUGUGGAGGCUCUUGUCAGACUCCAUCUCACAGUAUCUCGGGCGUACAGAGUAAAUCCUGAAAUAAACUUUGAAGUGUUCAUCCAUAAAGUAGACGGCCUGUCUGAUGACCACAAGAUUGAGACACAGAGGGACAUUCACCAGAGGGCCAAUGAUGACCUAGCUGAUGCCAGCUUGGAGAAACUACAUCUUAGCUUCUAUUUGACGAGUAUCUAUGAUCACUCUAUAUUCGAGGCCUUUAGUAAAGUGGUUCAGAAACUCAUUCCCCAGCUGCCCACCCUGGAGAACCUGCUCAACAUCUUCAUUUCUAAUUCAGGGAUUGAGAAGGCCUUUCUGUUUGAUGUAGUUAGUAAGAUCUAUAUAGCCACAGACAGUUCACCGGUUGACAUGCAGUCCUAUGAGCUGUGCUGUGAUAUGAUCGAUGUGGUCAUCGACGUGUCCUGUAUCUAUGGAUUAAAGGAAGAUGGCAGUGGCAGUGCAUAUGAUAAGGAGUCGAUGGCCAUCAUUAAACUCAACAACACCACUGUCCUCUACCUGAAAGAAGUCACCAAGUUCCUUGCUCUUGUCUGCAUUCUUCGAGAGGAGAGCUUUGAGCGCAAAGGCCUUAUAGACUACAAUUUUCACUGUUUCCGGAAAGCGAUUCACGAGGUGUUUGAGGUGGGCGUCUCGGUGCCUCGGGCUGGGUUGCAGCAAGCCGGAACACCGUGCAUGAUGAAGGCACUCGCCCUGAACGGCACACCCAGGAGCACAGUGUAGACGCCACACGGCCCGGCGGGGGGGUGAAGAAUCGAAAGGAAGCAGGAGGCAGCCUAACACAGGAAAGACAGUAAGCGGGAGGCAUGCUGUGCCGGAUUGUUCUCCCUGCUCCCGAAAGCCUUAUACCAUUGGAGCGAAGGGACUCCAAGACCACCAAACCCACCGCGAUGGGGCAGAUGCUGUGGCCUCACGGGGGCGGCAUCGCUAAGCUAUAAUAGGACAGAAGGGAAGAGGCACAUAAAGAGGCACGAAUCACUGCCCUCUUUGUGCGAUAAAAGGCAUUAAUACUGUCCGAGAGGAAUAACAGCAGCUUUGAAAUAGCAUCUUGGCCUUCUUUGCAGGAACUCUUCACUCUGAGACUUACCUGGACAACACAAACUGCGCAAACACUGUACCGUUUUGCUGCUGGUCACACAGUGGGGCCCCUGCUUUAAUCCUCAACAAGCAGUCGUAGCAGACACUGUGGGAGGUUGCUAGGUACUGUGCACCCGUUUGAUGACUAGUCAGGCCAAGUAUACACUGCAACACUUGUGAAGCCUUAUGUAGAGGAGAUGAGACUGAUGCGAGUACCUGCUUACAAAUUCACAUAAUCCUAUUCCCCUAACUGUUGUUGCUUUGAGGGUUUCUGAGGAGGAAAAGGACUGAAAUUAUUGUGUGUGUGUGUGUGUGUGUGUGUGUGUGUGUGUGUGUGUGUGUGUGUGUGUGUGUGUGUGUGUGUGUGUGUGUGUGUGUGUGUGUGUGUGUGUGUGUGUGUGUGUGUGUACUAAGGUGAGUACUGGCUCGGGUUUAGGACUCAUUAAGAUGUGACCUUACCUGAGUGCCCAACAAAAGCAAAUAAUAUUUAAGUUGUAGUGUUUUUGCCUCAUGGUGAUUAUGGAAUUCUUAAUGGAAAUGAACAGUUAUUAGUGUUACAGUGUACUCCAGAGAAGUGAAAAAAAGUGAAGUUAUUAGUGAUGUAGUACACUCCACAGAAACUCUUGGAGGCUGCCACAAUGUAUGUUUUGUCAAAAUGUUCACAGAACACUCAGUGAGAACAUUUGUGAAUUGUCAGUGCACUCAAAAAAAGAAUCCACAUUUUUUUAGGAGCAUAUUGAUUACUAGUAAAAAUGUGUGUUUGGGAUACAGCAGACACACCCCUUAAUUUUAAAAAAGGUUAAUUUCAAGUUUCAGAAGUAAUUUCCAUAGAAUCUGAUUAAUUAUGCAGCCUUACUCUCACACUGAGAAUGUGCUAAAAGUGUUGCAAAAAGAAAUCAUUGUACGGUUAUACUGUAGGACACUGUGAUUGCAUCAUAUAUUUUAGAUGCUUAGUUACCACAUCCUUGGCACAUGGCUGUUUGAAACAGAAUUACCUUUAGAAAAAUUACAUUCCAGUGAUGUGGUGCCCAAAUGUUAUAUCACUUUGAUAUUCACUUUCUUCACAGAAUUACCAAUAUUAGCCUUGGCUUAGAAAACCUUCCAUAAAAAAGUAAUUGCACAAAACAUAGGGUUCUGUAUUCCAUAUACACAAUAUUUUACCCAUUCCAGGCAUGUGUACAGAGUCCUUCCAAUUUGUCUUGCAUUCAGCAUAACAUUUUGUAUUUAAUUUUAGGGGAAUAUGCACUAACUAAAUAUAAAUUAAAUCAGAGAAAGAUAACCAAGUUUCUAACUUAACCAUCUACUAUAUUGUCUAGGUUUCCUGUGAUUUCUUGCUUCGCGGACUGCUUAUAAAAUUACAUCUGUCUUAUGUUCUGCCAAAGAUUUCCUGCCAUUCACAAGAAAUAAACCAUACACACCUGAAAUAAUAAUGACUUUUUUGCUAUGAGUUCCUUGUGAGUAAACCUUAGAUAGAUUCUGCACUUCAGAAAUGUAAGUCAGAACAAAUCCAUACUGUACCACACCGUAUUCUUCAUGUUAAGGAGGGUAUGAAGUAUGUA